Molecule: messenger RNA, 1823 nt
Organism: Pseudocercospora fijiensis CIRAD86
Lineage: Eukaryota; Fungi; Ascomycota; Dothideomycetes; Mycosphaerellales; Mycosphaerellaceae
Exons: 5
Coding region: 159-1532 (457 amino acids)
Molecular function (GO): actin binding
Source: RefSeq, a predicted model, not a curated record
CCACACUCUCGGCAGCCUUUCUUUAUUCUGUCGCCUGCUGGCAUUUACUUGUUCACAAGCGCUUCACAUGUGCUCGCAAACUGUUCUCCCCGGCAAUCUCUAGAAUCGAGCUGCAGGCUGAGCGCAUAGAGCAAGCAGCGCAACGACAACCUCUCACCAUGCCUGCACCACCACCGCCGCCUCCUCCGCCGCCGCCCCCGAUGCCUGCUGGCAUGGCCGGAGGUCCUCCUCCGCCGCCCCCUCCACCAGGCCCAGCUCCAUCGAAUACCCCGGCAAGACCUUCUAAAGCGGAAGUGAAAGGCAGAGGAGCUCUACUGGGAGACAUUGAAAAGGGCACGCGACUCAAGAAGGUGGGAGUUGUUAACGACAGGUCCGCACCCAUAAUCGACAAGCCCAAAGACUCGGGCGGACCACCUGUGGGCGGUGCGCCGCCCAUACCUGGAGGCCUACGACCGCCUGCGCCUCCGGGCGCAAACAGAGCGAGAAGCAAUAGCGACCAGACAUCAAAUCCAGGAGCGGGAGCAGCUAUGGAGAGUGCACCUCAAUUAGGAGGGUUGUUCGCGGGAGGAAUGCCCAAGUUGAAGAGCAGAGGUGGUGGCGUGAACAUAUACGACUCGGACCCAGAAACGAAUUCGAAAAAGAGUCCUCCUGCAGCACAAGCGCCAGCAACACCGAAACCAAAUGGACAACCGCCUCCUAGGCCUGGUGCUGCGCCUCCUCCUUUGCCUCGAGGAGCAGCACCCACGAUACCCUCUGUGGCUGCAUUGAAGAAUAAUCUGCGUCCGAUGAGCACACAUUCAUUACCAGACAUUGCGCAAAGUAAACCGAAGCCUCCACCUCCAAUAGGCAAAAAGCCCCCGAUCCCACCUCCUGCUUCGCGGAAACCAUCAGCACCUUCAACAGCACCUCCUCCUCCUCCACCUAUGCCAGGAAGUGCUCCCAGACCUCCGCCCGCACCUAUAAGUAGACCUACGCCUUCGCCUCCCAGUGCUCCGCCAGCGCCUCCACCGCCUCCAGCUCCAGCAUCAAGGAUUGCGAGCGUGGUGGAGAAUGACAAUGAAGAAACGAGCUUAGCAGAACAAGCAGCACGCAAUGCUUUUGGCGCGAAUCGAACAGCAUCGCCCGCUCCCAGUCGACCUGCUCAGCAUGCUCCCCCUCCUCCGCCUACGACGCGAGCGCGGAACAAUUCAGUACCUUCGGCACCUCCUCCUCCCGCGCCAGCUCCUCCGCCACCGAAAGCGAGCACGCCAGGCGGAAUUCCGACAGCCGGUGGCAUUAGCAUAGGAACUCCUGGGGCCGCACCAAGGAUGAACACCAUGGACCCCUCAGCCUACACGUUGACAAAUGGUACCCGUGAUCGAGCGGAUUCCGGCGCUCGGAGUGCAGGCCCGAGAGCGGCCAUUCAGGAUAGCAGGUUCAAGUUCCAGAGCGACGACCAAUUGCCUAAGCCACGAGAAUUCAUUGGUGGACCGAAGAGAUACAGAGCUGGACGAGGCAGUUCAGUGCCGCUAGAUUUGGGGGCAUUCGAGUGACAAGUGUCCGAGGACUUGCAGCCCAAGUCUGCAGCCUGGGAAAUUAUGGGAAGCGGCAUGGGUCUCGAAUGAGACGAGGGAAAGACAAAUGCGUGCUGUUGAUGCAACGCAGGAGAGGAAGUGUGCUUUUUGGUUAUUGCAGCGUUCAAGCGGGUGUCUAAAUGCAUACUUUUCACAAUUCCCUUUGAGAAGGGACUUGCCAGCGCUGACUAGCAGCAUUGUAUGUAUCUCUACGCUGCUAGUGUAUCCGAACCUCGAGAGGAAGUAGCGAAGACAAGACCAUGUCAAAUC